UUUGUCUUCAUUCACUCCUGAAUGUCAGAUUGACCUGAUGUUGGUUAAAGUAGCAUCUCAUCUGAAUUAUUUCCUAGAAAAAAGCAGAUUUUUCUUCAUUGUGGAGUUUGCUCACUCUAUAGUCUGCACAUCUCUGUAUUUACAUCACCGCUGCUCUUACGAGCCGCCGUGAAGUGUGCCAUUAACCCCUGACCCCAUUCACACUAACCACUGAUGGAGCUGUGACUGCACCUCCCUACCUGAUCCCGCGGCACACUCACAGCUGGAUUACCAACCAGGCAAAGGAAAAGUCCAAAAAAAAUUUAGAAAAUUAAGUGAAAAUCAACACGUUUUUGUGGGUUAUCAAUCAACAAAAAAUAUGCAACUAGGUUUUUAGACUUUGUGCAAAACCUUUUAGGAGUUUUUUCUUCUGCAUUUAAGUAUCAGAGAAUAAUGAACUUUUCCAGGUUUGUUCCAGACCAGCAGUCAGCAGGUGGUUGGGGUCAAAGGUCGGGGGCCCAGUGACCAUGAGGCAGGCGGUGGAGGCUCAGGUGUUAAACCCCCACUGUGAACUAGGAGAACACGGCCUGCGUCAGAUCCUCACAGAUGUGAUUGAGGAGGUGAGACAGUCGGUAAAUCCGGACAUCGACGGAGCGGAGAUCCUCCACAGUCUGCUGAACGCCUCCUGGCUGCAGUCGCUGCUCAAGGUCCAUGAGUGUCUUCAAAGGUACCUGAGAGACUCCCCAGCUCCAGCUCUGGACUACGCCUCAGGACUUUCUCUGCAGCUGCUGAUCGACAUCAGAGCGUUGCCGGGCUGCUCUGAAGAGGCCAAAGAGCUCUACCGCCUCCUGAGACAGCCACACCUGCAGGCUCUUCUCUCGGCUCAUGACACGGUGGCCCAGAAGGACUAUGAGCCGGUUCUGCCACCCAUGCCGGAGGACCUGCCCGACGAUGAAGAGGCCACCAGGAUCGUCUGCCUGGUCAAGAACAAACAGCCUCUGGGAGCGACGAUAAAGAGGAACGAGAUCACAGGGGAGAUCUUCGUCGCUCGGGUGAUUCACGGAGGGCUGGCUGAUCAAAGUGGUCUGCUCCAUGCAGGGGACAGGAUCAUCGAGGUGAAUGGUUUUCCUGUGGACGGGAUGGAACCUGAGCAAGUUAUCCAAGUUGUGCAAGCGAGGUCGCAGGGCACCAUCAUGUUUAAGGUCGUUCCCAUCACAGAGAGGCCGGUCCACAACCAGACGAUGCUGUACGUCAGGGCCAUGGCGGACUACAGCCCCCAGCAGGACCCGAGCAUCCCCUGCGCCGACGCCGGCAUGAGCUUCAGAAAAGGCGAUGUCCUUGAGAUUGUGGACCAGACAGACGCCCUCUGGUGGCAGGCCAAGAAACUGCCCAGCAACACGGCCUGCGCCGGCCUCAUCCCGUCCACCAACCUGCUGAAACGGAAGCAGAGGGAGUUCUGGUGGUCUCAGCCUUAUCAUCCACAUACCUGCAUUCAGACCUUGAGCACUGUAGAGGAAGAGGAAGACAUGAUGGCCAUCGAUGAGAAAUGUGUUGAAGCAGACGAGGAGGCAUUUGAAUCUGAGGAGCUCAGAGAAGACGACGAUGACUUCAGCAGCAACAUUGAAGGGAUCUAUUUAGCGGGCUUCAGGCGCAGCAUGCGUCUGUGCCGGCGGCGGUCCCACAGCACCACCCAGCCGGCCUGCCACACCCGCUGCCCCAGCAGCUGCUACAGUGCCCUCAACAGCCCCUACGAGGAGGUGGUGCGCUACCAGCGCCACCCGCAGGACGCACACCGCCUCAUCGCCCUGCUGGGCCCGUCUGGUGUUGGUGUGAACGAACUUCGGAGGCGCUUGUUUGAGAUGAACCCCAACAUCUUCCAGGGAGCCAUACCUCACACCACAAGAGCACCCAAAGCUUACGAGGAGUCUGGCAGAGAAUAUUACUUCACCAGCCGAGAAAUCUUCGACAACAUGGUGUAUAACAACAAGUUUCUGGAGUACGGCGAGUACAAAGGGAAUCUGUACGGCACCAGCAUCGAGUCUGCGAAGGAGGUUUUAAACAGCAGGAAGAUCUGCGUCAUCGACGUCGAGCCAAACGCCCUCCAGGCUGUGAGGACCCACGAGCUGAGGGCCUACGUCAUCUACGUGAAGCCUCCACCUCUGGAGCGCCUCAGGGAGACCAGACAGGACUCGUACAUCACCACCAACUACUACGUCAACAGGCCGUUCAAAGAUGAAGACUUCCAGGAGAUGGAGGAAGCUGCCCGGAAGAUCGAGUCCCACUUCUGGCACCUGUUUGACCACGUGAUCGUCAACGACGAGCUGCAGGACUCCUGCGUCCAGCUGCUGACGGCGGUGAGGAAGGCGCAGGACGAGCCGCAGUGGGUGCCGGCCAGCUGGAUACGACCCACCGCCGAGUCGUAAGGGUGGAGGAGGAGGAGAAGGAGACAAGGGGACAAGAGAGAUGUGACCCCUAUUAUCAUGGCAGCAAUCAAUUUCUCUAAUUUUACAGAUUCAUCGCUGUAAAGCAAAGAUCUUAACAUGUAAAUGCAUUUUAUGUCAAACACUGCAUGUCGUAGGGGAGUCGGGCAUAAAAGAAAUCUCUGUGUUUUGAUUUUGAUGUCACUUGUUGCUUGAUCGGCUUCAUAAGACGCUUCAAAUCCCCAGAUCAGAUGGAGCUGCACUCAAGCCCAAAGAAAUCCCUGAAACUGUGUCAGAGUUUAAUUUCAGAGCGUAUGAGUUUAAAUUUAGACUGGAGGUUUUCUUUGUGCUCAACCUAAGUGCUCCUUCUCCUGAACAAAUAAACGAAAUGUCAGAACAGUCUGAUUUUAUCAAGUAAGCAGAGCAUCAGAGCCGCAUCUCUGAGUCUUAGUUUAUUAUGAUGAAAGUUAUUAUAGGCACAGAUUAGAAAAACAGUUUGCUGCUCUGCAUGCAGCUUUAAUUUAGUGAAAUAUUCACAAAAACAAAACAAUUGAUUUCUUGCCCUGCUCCCGACUCCUGUACACAAAACUGCAAUAAAGAAUUGGAUCUUUUUCCAAUUGAUGUUUACAUACUAGAAAGCAAAGUGGUUUCUUGUUUAAUGUUGUCACAUGUUUUGUUUUUCAUUCUGAAUUUUGUGUCACUUCUUUGUGGUUUGCUGUAGCCUAAAAUGUGUCAUUGCAUGCCAAAACAAAAAUUCUACAAAAUUUAUUAAACGUUAACAAACAGCUGCGUUUUGGCACAAAAAUUACACUCUGUGUCCUUAUUUGGUGAAAAUAACGUGAUAAUAUGACAUUGUGGAAGCAAAGUAAUGACAUUUUAAUAUUUGUACUUGUUUGUGACAUUAAUAAACCGCUUCAG
Messenger RNA from Chelmon rostratus (copperband butterflyfish), 3317 nucleotides. RefSeq names its product membrane palmitoylated protein 4b (gene mpp4b). Lineage: Eukaryota; Metazoa; Chordata; Actinopteri; Chaetodontiformes; Chaetodontidae. Gene Ontology annotation, molecular function: protein binding. Gene Ontology annotation, cellular component: plasma membrane; adherens junction. The coding region runs from base 507 to 2402 and encodes 631 amino acids. The transcript has 21 exons. The record is from RefSeq and is a predicted model, not a curated record.